This is a messenger RNA of Phialemonium atrogriseum, 1330 nucleotides long. Its product is annotated as Smr domain protein. The transcript is spliced from 3 exons. Bases 159 to 962 code for a protein of 267 amino acids. Lineage: Eukaryota; Fungi; Ascomycota; Sordariomycetes; Cephalothecales; Cephalothecaceae. The record is from RefSeq and is a predicted model, not a curated record.
CUAAUCCCAAAAUAAAAUAAUAAAAAUAAUCAAGUAUCAACUACCAUUGGCAUUCGCACCCAAUUGAUGAACACACGCGCCUAUUAGACAGCGAGAGGCUCACUGUCCCUUUCCGGCCAUUUUACCGCCCGAGACAGAUAGCCUUGUUCUUCCACAAAAUGGCCAUCCCCAUGACACGGCUGGGCGACCGCGCCUUCAACCACAGCCCGGGCAACGAUGUUGAGGCCGAGUACGACCGCCUCCGGGAUCUGGCGCGGCAAGAGGCGGCCAAGAAGAGCUCGUGCUUUGAUCGGUCACACCAAGCCUACGAGCGCGGCGACGGCGCCGGGGCCAAGUCGCUGUCCAACGAGGGCAAGCGGCACGCGGCGCAGCAGGACGCGUACAACAAGCAGGCCUCGGAGCUCAUCUUCCGCGAGAACAACGCGCCGGGCCGCGUGGCGGACGACACGAUCGACCUGCACGGCCAGUUCGUCGACGAAGCCGAGGCGAUCCUAGGCGCGCGCAUCCGCGACGCCCGCGCCCGCGGCCAGCCCCACCUGCACGUCAUUGUCGGCAAGGGCAACCACAGCGUCGGCCAUGUGCGCAAGAUCGGCCCGGCCGUCGAGGCCAUGUGCCGCGACAUGGGCAUCCACUACGCCGUCGAGGAGAACGAGGGCCGCCUCUACGUCGACCUCACCGGCGGACAGGUCGGCGCCGUCCCCCCCCCGCUGCCGCAGCAACCGGCCGGUCACCAAGGCGGCUACGCAGGCACCGCGGCGGGAUACCCCGGCGCGCAGCAUGGUGGUGGUUAUCAGCCUCAGCAGCAUCAACAACCAUAUCAACAACCACACCAACAGCAGCAGCAGCAGCAUUACCAACAACAGCAGCAGCAGCAGCAGCAAGGCGACGGGGUCGAAGAACUAGCGAAGAAGUUCUUGCCCAAGAUAGUGCGCGAGCUGAAGGCUUGCUGUAUUGUUAUGUGAGCCUUGUCAACGGCCAUCAACUUGUUUUAUUUACCUUCGCCGCUGAGGCCAUAUACUCGAUCUUGCGGCAUUGGGUAGAGCCGGGCGAUCCAGGGGGAGUUGGGUAAGGACUUACCGGGUUUUGGGAUAUUAUGCCAACACAUAAUAUAUUUGUGUGCUGUUAUCGAUAGCGUUCAGAAUUCACCAGUUCUAGACUAUCGAUCGUAUUUUUGAAGUACUAUUCGGUACUAACAAGCCUGGUGACUGUUUUGGUCCGAUUCCUUGCUCUCUGGCCCUCACGACCCUCAAUGUCUCGGUUUGGAAGUCUGGAAGAGCAACUGUCAAGUCCUCCUGCUUUCCUAAUAGGAGUCUUUGGUUUUGUUUCUGCU